Messenger RNA from Ipomoea triloba (trilobed morning glory), 2538 nucleotides. Its product is annotated as transcription factor GTE8-like. Gene Ontology annotation, molecular function: protein binding. The coding region runs from base 176 to 2308 and encodes 710 amino acids. Lineage: Eukaryota; Viridiplantae; Streptophyta; Magnoliopsida; Solanales; Convolvulaceae. The record is from RefSeq and is a predicted model, not a curated record. The transcript is spliced from 9 exons.
CGACAUUACCCUUAUUCGAUUUCCAGCCGCCUUUACUUGCGAUUGCGGGAGCGUUCUUCUGCCACUCUCUUACUAGGUCUAAUUUGUACUCUGGGAAUAUUUGAAGAUUUCGUCUUUUUAAUUUGGGCAAAGAUAUAAAGAACAGAUUCAAGCAUAUAGCUUUCAUGCGAAGGAGAUGGUGCUGAAGAAGCAUAGAGUUUCUGGAGACUAUUCAGCUGUUUGUAGAUCCAAAGUUUCUGGUAUUUCUGGAAGAAUUGACACUGAUAUUACUGUUUCUGAGGGUUCUAUGGCUUCUCGGAAAAAAUGGAAAAAUUUGAAUUCUUCCACCCAGCAUGGUUUUUCUGUGCCCACAAAUGUUAUUCGAUUAUCGAAACUAUCUUUGUCUGAGAGAAAGAACUUAGUACUGCAGUUGAAAUCCGAACUUGGCGAUGUCCGAAUUCUCCUCAAGAAACUUGAGUUGCUAGAGACAAAAUCUGUUGCAGCCCCACCUUCUAAUGAAAUUGUUAACACACACAAAGGGCCACAUGGUCAGAACUUCAAACAUUCUUCACAAUUUGGGGAAAAAUCAAGCUCUCUUGGCCAGAAGCCACGGUGGUGGAAUCGGGGUACAUCAGGAAGGUUUGAGUCUCUGAAAAGUGAUCUAGAGCAGUCAAAUACGAACUCGACGAUACUCAAGAAAUGCGAGGGCUUGUUGAGAAAGUUGAUGACACAAAAGGGCUGUGAGUGGUUUAACCAACCUGUUGAUGUAGUGAAGUUAAAUAUCCCUGAUUAUUUUACUAUUAUCAAACAACCUAUGGAUUUUGGGACAGUAAAGAAGAAGCUUACUUCAGGUCAUUACUUGAGUCCACUGGAUUUUGUUGCUGAUGUGAGAUUGACUUUCUCCAAUGCUAUGACAUACAAUCCACCUGGGAAUAUGGUCCAUGCUUUGGCUGAUAGCCUGAGUAAAUUUUUCGAAGUGAGAUGGAAACCUAUUCAGAAAAUGGUUCAUAUGAAUUUAGCUAAACCGGCAGAAGAAAAUCCAGUCCUGCAUGAAGAAUUUGAAAUGACUAAGACUGUAUCUUCUUCAAAAAAGAGGAAACUUUCUCCUGUACAUCAUACUGCCCCUCUUUCUCCUGUACAUCAUACUGCCCAUCUUUCUCCUGUACAUCAUACUGCAUCGCCAGAACCUCUAAAGAAGAGCAUGACGGAUGAGGAGAAACAGAAAUUAAACACAGACUUGGAAGAAUUUCAGGGAGAUCUUCCUGAUAACAUAAUUGAGUUUCUGAAGGGACAGUCUUCAAAUGGAGCAGAGGUUAUGGAAGAUGAGAUUGAGAUUGAUUUUGAUGUUCUCGGUGAUGAUACAUUGUUCAAAUUGAGAAAGCUUCUAGAUGACUUUUUGCAAAACAAACAAAGCGAAUAUCCAAAAGCGGAACAUUGUGAGAUAGAGGCAUCUUUGUUUCAGCUGCAAAAUGAUUCUGGAUUUAGCAAUUCAUCAAUGCAAGCAGACAAAGGUAAUGAACCUGAAGAAGAGGAGAUUGAUAUUGGUGGAGAUGAGUCUCCAAUCUCAAGUUAUCCUCCAGUUAAGAUUGAACGGAAUGUUGGUGAGGAAACUAAUGAUUGUGUUAAUGCUGAGGACCCAACUAGCAAUUCAGAAUCUCCUUGUGGGUUGGACCGCCUCCAUGAACAAGGUUCACAGCAGAAGGCAAACUCGAGUGAUUCAGAGGGCCAAGAGGAUGGGGAGAGCACCCAGGAUGGGAGGCAUGUCUCCCCCAAAAGGCUCUAUAAGGCUGCUCUACUGAACAGAUUUGCUGAUACAAUUUUGAAAGCUCGUGAGAAGACGCUUGUGCAGGAUGAAAAGGGAGAUCCUGAAAAACUGAAGCGUGAAAGGGAGGAACUUGAGAUGCAAAAGAAAAAGGAGAAAGCUCGGUUGCAAGCAGAAGCUAAAGCUGCAGAAGAAGUUCUAAAACGAGCAGAAGAGGAGGCUGCAGCCGAGGCCAAGAGAAAAAGAGAACUCGAGAGAGAAGCUGCAAGGCAAGCACUGCUCAAGAUGGAAAAGACGGUGGAGAUAAAUGAGAAUUCCCGGUUCCUCGAAGACCUGGAGAUGUUGAGUGGAGUCGGCCAUCCAGAGCACUUGCUUAGCUCUGCAGAUGAGACCAGCCCGGAACACUUGCAAGAUGGCUUAGGAAGUUUUAAGUUUGGAGGCGGCAAUAAUCCGCUGGAACAGCUAGGGCUGUACAUGAAAGUGGAUGACGAGGACGAAUGCGAGGCACUGCCACCACCUAAGCUCCCAAACGACCAAGAUUCUCUAGAGGAAGGUGAAACUGAAUAGGAUGUUUUCCGUUGUUCCCAUGUAUUAUACAAAGUAUCAACUUGGAAACGAUCAGAGUAAUGUAAAUUGUGAAAGGAUGCGAUAACCAAACUGGGGAAACCUACUCAGAGAGUGACGAAAUUGUAUUGGAUUGGAAGCUGUGGAAAUUGAGGUUUCCAAUCUUUCACCAAAAUGAUGUUUUGAAGUUACAAUACAAUUUAAAUAUAAAAUAUAGGUGGCAACUUGCGUCA